This is a messenger RNA of Branchiostoma belcheri (Belcher's lancelet), 981 nucleotides long. RefSeq names its product UPF0705 protein C11orf49 homolog. Bases 172 to 981 code for a protein of 269 amino acids. NCBI's taxonomy places the organism in Eukaryota, Metazoa, Chordata, Leptocardii, Amphioxiformes, Branchiostomatidae. The record is from RefSeq and is a predicted model, not a curated record. The transcript has 8 exons.
CUUUUCAUAAAACUGCAGAAGUGAAUCCAUCAGCUGGACGAGCGGUUGCCGUGAAACGAAGGGGACGCCAAACGCGACCGUCUUUCACCUUUAUUUCAGGUUUCGUUGGGCCUGCAGUUUGAUGGCAGUCAACAUGAUUCUCUAGCUGCUUUCGGAAUUCAGCCACGAAGUAUGAGCGGGGCUCAGUUUUCGAUGUCGGGCGAGGAGUAUUUGGCCCGUCAUCAUGUGAUCACAUACCUGGAAGACGCCGUCAGUCAGCUGUUGGAACACAAGGAAGAAAACCCACGAGUCAACCCUGCCAAGUUCCUCAGUGACUAUUUCACCAGUGUUCACCGUGGUAACCACACCCUGUUCCGUGAGUAUGAGUAUAUCAAGGCCACGCCCCACAACAGAACCGCCUUCAUCCGCAUCUUCUGGAAGUGUUUCCGUCAGGUCGGCAAGAGUGGAGACCUGCUGAAUGCGAAGGAGUACCAGUCCUUACUGUGUCUGCUGUGUCCUGACUUUCCACUGGAGCUGGUACAGAAAACAGCCAGAAUAGUUCUGAUGGACGAUGCCAUGGAUUGCCUCAUGUCCUUCACUGAUUUCCUGUUUGCCUUCCAACUUCAGUUUUACUAUGAUGAGUUUCUGUACACGUGUUCCGAGAUCUACACUAACAUCAUGUCCGCCACCCGCGGCAGCCGAGACGCGGUCGUGGUUCCCGCGGUCUCCCGCUCCAAAGGGAAGACUCCGCAGCUGGCGGACGGACCUGACAGCGUGGAGUCGGCACAGUUCUUUGAAGCAGUGAAGAUGCUGUGUGAAACAUUCCAGUUCAGCCACCCCCCAGUGGACAUUCUUCGCGGAAUCCUGACGUCUGCCCCCAGAGUGUCGUUCUACGGCUUCCUCAUGGCGCUGGCGAAACACGACGGCAUCAACUCAGCCGUCGGAAUUUUGCCACCCAAGGCACAGAUUCUGGAUGACACUGACCCUGACAUACAGAUGUAA